Ostrinia nubilalis (European corn borer) is the source of this 10868-nucleotide messenger RNA. RefSeq names its product protein unc-80 homolog (gene unc80). Gene Ontology annotation, molecular function: monoatomic cation channel activity. Gene Ontology annotation, cellular component: axon; cation channel complex. The record is from RefSeq and is a predicted model, not a curated record. NCBI's taxonomy places the organism in Eukaryota, Metazoa, Arthropoda, Insecta, Lepidoptera, Crambidae. The transcript is spliced from 65 exons. Gene Ontology annotation, biological process: monoatomic cation homeostasis.
UCCCUCCCGUCGACGCGCCCUCGCGUUCGCAACCCUUGCGUAAACAGUGACUGUGCUGUCAAACCCACCAUGUGACUACUGCUCGCCGCUGUGGUCAUCGACAAACUGCACCCAAGCAAAAUGAAGAUGAAGGAAAUCUCUGAGGAGGAUCCGAACUUGGAUGACGUGGUGCCUAUCCCGGUUCAAAUCUUUCUCUGGCGACUCACAGCUCCCUUCGUCAGGCCCAGGCUUGGCAGAGUCCACGACGAUGAUUGCAUGUUCUGUCAGAGAGCUCCUGGGCAUCAUGAAAUAAAACAAGCUGCAAAGUCGUUCGAGAAGGCUUUGGUACAAAAUCUUCGGUUGGGUCUUUCGAUUAGUUUAACGGAAUCGGAAGCAAUAGAAGCUAUUCCACGAUGGCGCCUGAUUCAAGCUGCAUUUCCUCAUGUAAUGCACUCUCUGGCAGCACUCUUACACAACAGGGUCAAAGACAACAUGCAGUCCCUGGGAAAUGUGGAAACUACCCUCCUGUACACAUUACAUUGGAUCCUCCUUGACGCCUCAGACGAAUGUGCUGACAAUGACUAUGAGAAUGGAGUAUUCUAUUCAAACCCUUUCCAUUACCUUUUCUCAGUACCUUCUAUAACACUUUUUGUAUUCCUCUUUGCACCAAUAUCUCAACACCUAAAGGAAUCUGAUUUCACCAACAACUACCGAUUAGAAAAUGGCCUGAAGUUGUGGCAAGCGAUGUGGGAAUUCCGGCAUCCCGAUGCACCGUGCUUCUCGACCCUGGUCAAGCCCAAACCGAAACCUUUGGGUGGGAAAUUUUCUAAGCGAAAUCAGCAUGGGGACGUGUUUAUGGGGCGCAAAUUCUCGAAGGAAGAGGGUACAGUCAAUGGUAGUCCACCAAGUCAAAAUGUAUCAGUGUCUCAGUCGGAGGCACCGUCCAAACAGCCAAGCACUGAGGAAGAGCCCUGGCUUUCUUCUCCAAAGGACACAAUCUUUCCAGAAACUAUACCAGAAGAGAGUUCUAGUACAGAAGAGGAGCAUGUUUUUAUUUAUCGCUUGCCAUCCGAACAAAACUAUGGUGGUGCUGUCAAAGAAACUUACACAGUGUAUGCUGCUGACCCAAGUCUAUUCCAGCUUCGCAAAACUGAUCCUUCAAAACCAGGUCUACCUGGUAUCAAACCACUGCCUCCUGUGACUAAAAUGAGUUCGUCUGAUAAGGAAUCUCUAUCAGAUAGUGCUGGUAUAGGGCAACAAAAAGGAGUACCAACAACAGAGAAGCCCAUGUCUAAACAAGUUCAUGUAUCUGCCGCUACUUUUCUAGAUGUUGCGACUUUACGGUGUUUAUUCACUUCUCAGUGGCAAGAAGAAGGUGUAUAUUGGGCACUUCACUAUCUGUACAACAGGUUACGUGAUAUUUGUGAUGAUAUGUCUAAACAAACACAGCCAAGGAAAAGAAGUAACUCUUUACCUAUUCCUAAGAUCGAAGUUUCAGUGUACCAAAGUCCAGAUAUAAAAGAGCGCGACUCUUUGAAAAACUUCAUGGAAGUGCCAGAAAUCAAAGACAUGUCGCCAGUCACAGAACUACCGUUUCCAGUUUCCCCUAAAGUUGAGGAAGAAACUGUAAUGAGUAGACGAUCUAGCGAGAAAAUUAAACGCAAAAUGAAAAUGGCCGACCUCAAAGCGUUCGUUGAAACAAAACUGCUAUCGAAAUCGGAUAAGGCACUGGAAAAAAUUGGGCAGGAAGACCACAAGUUCACGUUUCACACUGCAGUAAGAAUGAUAUCUGAGUAUCAUAGAAGUCUUGAUCAUGCUGAUGAUAGACCAAACUCUGCACUUUCAAGCAACUUCCCAACUUUUGCCCCUAGACUAACUGGCGAUUUAUUUCAGUGCAAUCUGAUCAAAGGGAAAAGUAUGCCGAGUCUGAGCUGUCUGAUUGAUGAGCUAGCCUCGAAUGGGUACAUCGGGGAGGUGAAGACAGAGAGAGCACACGGUCCGUCUCAUACAAUGCCUUCCAACUUGCAAAAGAAAAACAACCCUAUUAUAACGGUCACAGAACACACACCUACACCGUCGCCGGAUUAUCUCUCUAAGACAAGACAAGGCUCUCUAGAAUCACAAAUAGAUUCAGUGAGCAUGCAAGGAUCUCAACAUAAUAUUCCAACGCCAGAAAGGAAACCCAGUUUGUCGCGAUCUCAGACUGAUUCAAAUAUCACCUACGUUGUCGAAGAAAUACAAGAGGCUCCAGGGUCCUUGCAUUAUAUCACCAAGGAUGGAGAUAUUGACUUCCAGGUUGUUCUUAAGGCAGUCUACUCAGUAUCCACCAUGGAUAGCUUCUACAUCACCUUACGGGUUAUGGAAGUUAUGCUGAACUUGGUGGAUACACUUAUGGAGAUUGGCGUUCACAAGAACUGGCAGAAUAACCAAGUAGAAGAAAUACAACCAACACCCGAUCCUCUGAUUGAUUUUAGCAAGGAAAAAGAGAAUAAGGAAAGAGAUUCUGGACUCCCGUGUGCACAAAGUCAAGAUUCCAAUAACACUAACAUAGAUGGUUGCGACAGCACAAAAGAGAAGGCUAAAGAUGAAGAAAACCUCGAUUGUCCUUACUACAUGAUCAUGCACAUUAUACUUAGACUGCUUCGCCAACUGGGCUGUUCUCACGGCUGCAUGACAGCUCUCCGAGGGCCCCAAGCAGAGUGCCUCAGGGUGCAAGCCAGGAACUCCCUACGCCAAUUGCGCUCCGAAGCCAUACCCAAGUUUACCAUGCGUCUGAAGGAGAUGACUAAAUACGCCCCUAUUAGAGAGGUGCUUGACAAUUUACAUGCUACGGUUGGAUUCUGUGUUGAGCCUUCGACUUUGGUGUCGCCUAUGAGUCAGCAAAAACGAAGCACCAAGUCUCCAGAAAUCAGCCACCUACAAUCCGCCUACGCAAGUAACUUUGGUGCCGCCCAAUGUGCCAAUGCAAAUAGAGUCAUAGAGACGUUUAUUAUAGAGUCCACUUUUCGAGUGCUUGUUACCAGAUUCGCCCUUAUGCAUAAGGAGCUGAAGAUGCUGGAUAACUCAAAACUGUACAUGGAAGUACGCCUACUUCUAAGCUACGUGCGCGAAGCUCACGGUGGCAUAUUCAGAGUGGUGGCUUUCAGCGGUCUACUUGACACAGCUGAAAGGCCCGACAGCCAACAAAAGGAGUCGAAUAUGCAGACUACAAGGGUCAUAAGGCAUAUCCCACGUCCAGCUGACGACGAACGUGGAUCCGACACGGGCGCGGAUUCGGGAUGUGCUGCCGAUGACCGAAGCCACAACAAGAAGUUCACGUUCAAGAAGCGAAGCACUUCUUCCACUGGUGCACAUUCCGCCUUCUUAUUGUUUCAGAGCCUGCUCGAAACGGACGGCGGAGAUGAGUCCGCUAGCCAAUCUCCGCUAUCCGUGCGCACGCGCCGCUACCAGCUGACGCCGAGACAGUCGGAGCGGACGAUACCCUCCGCUUCGUCUGCGGAUAUCACGCCCCAUCAUAAGAUAUCGCACUCGAAAUCUAUACCUUCUAAAUUCCACAUCAGCGGUAUUGUAAACUGGUUCCGUCAAAAGCCGCAACAGUCGCAAUCGUUGAUCCGCAACGGCGGUGGUUCCGGCGAAUCAUUACCGAUAUCUGGAAGUAUGAUAUCUCUUGCGCGACCACCACACGUCACGCAACCACACUCGAGCCGUCCUGUGCACGUAAAACGACGCGUUGGAUAUACGCUCAAUAGGGCUAGAAAAAGGGUUGAAGAUAGACUCAACAGAUUCGGUCUGAGAAAAAUGUGCAAGAAACGUGAUGGCAGCAUUGAAGAGACAAGCGGUGGAUACAUGUCAAGACGUGGUUCAGCGGAAGGCGGUUCAGGGGGUGGAGAAUCCGAGGUGGUGGUGCUGAAACGUAGACGACUGGUGGCUGCCGCGCCUUUAUAUGCUGGAUUGGCCAGGUUCAACUUCUUGUUGGACGCUACGCAGCCUGGUGGCACUCCUGACGCUUUGUUUAUGGCAGCUUUGUUGGAUUUGCCUCAUACUGUCGUCGUGGGAAGAGCUGCUAUAAUAUUGGAAUGUGCCCACCUAGUGCAUAACUGCAACAAGGGUCAGUGGCCUUAUUGGCUCAAGUCGAAUAUAGCUAAGAAUACUGGUAAGAUAUCAUGUCAAUGUUACCAAAUAAAAAAAAUAUGUAGGUUAUGAACAUUUACAUAAUAUUUUUUCUUUACAGUGUCUUCUAGCCCACAACUGAGACGACGUCUUGCUGGAAAACUAUUCUACCAAUGGGCCGAAGCUAUAGGCAACAGACUCGAAGAAAUGUUGGUAGAAGACAAAAAACACCUAGAAAAUGUUACUACUCUGGUAACCGAUCCCGAUGGACAACGAGAGCUAUUGCAGCAAGAUGAAGAAGAGGAUUUCCUUGACGAAGCAAGCAUUCGUCUGCCUGGAAAACCUAUUGGAGCCGAUUGCCCUCGAGCUCUAAGACUAGUCGCCUGCGUUCUUUUAUUCGAAGUAACCGCUUUCUUGCGAGAAACGUACCAAAAUUUACCAAAGUCAUGCCGCUCGUCGUUAAAGGAAAGAGGACCUUGGGACAGAGUAUACAGGGAGGCUAAUCGUCGUUGGAGUAUGGCUCUGUCAAGUAUGGGUCACUCACAAGCUUCUGCCCAGAGUCUUCAGUCCAUAGCGGGAGCAGAGACUGAGAGAAAGAUAUCUUUUGUUCUGCACGAACCUGAAAAUGUUUCUGGAGGAAGCAACGUUACAUUAGCCGAUGCCAUCCCUCCAGCGGUGGAUGAGAAAAAAGGCCGUCUUGGGUCUCGAGGCAAAGCGUGCAUGCAUCGACGAAACACGCAGCAGACGCAUUCUGCUUAUGGUUCCAUCAAGAGACGUUCAAUCAAACUGCGGCAGAAGGAUACCAGGGACGUUGAUGACUUUUUGAAUCGAAGAUCAGAUUCUAUACAGAGUAGAAGAAAAGUUUCUUCACUUUCAGACAGAAGCGACACGUCCGAAGUGUAUCCAGCCACGGGUGGGACAGUGAUAAUGCCUGGUGAGGUAGACAGCGGAGGCGAGGAGAGUCCAGGAGUCUUAUCUGACGACCACGAUCAUCCUCCAGAUAGUCCGGACAGCAAUUCUACUGAUCCUCCCGACAAUAGCAAGGGAUUCCCUUGGCUCAAGGUGAUAGUGAAAUUCUUGAACUCCUUCAACUACGUGUGCUGCCACCAAAACUUCUGCCACCCGUACUGUUUCCGACGCAACAUGAGAGCUUGCAUCAGGCUCAUGAAAUCUGUUCACAAGAUUUACGGAGAGAAGUUCGGCCCUGAAGUGAACACUUCAAGCUCGGACGACGCCACCGGUGGAGCGCGCCGAAAUCGGCGCACGCGCAAAGGAUCUGAACAUUCCACUGACAGGAUUGACCGUUCAGUCAUAGAAUCGGCCGGGCUGGCGUACCGAGCGGCGGUAGUUGACCACACGAUGGCUCACGCAGAAAUACCGCCUAUCACCAAGCCUGGCGCGAUGCCGUAUCCACCGCCUGACCCGCCACCUAUACUCAAGUAUCUGAAAGGACAGGUACGCGACGCCCACCACACCACUUUAGCAACACUAAUCAAAGGCGCCACCACAAUGAGUGAAGAACUAUUCGCGGAAUCGGCGCCGGUAGCGUGGCAAUUGCUGCUAGAAUCGGACCGCGAGUUGAGUUCGUGUGCUGCAGCGCUGUUUAUACUGGCCGCUGUGAAGACGCCGCAUACAGCUGCUGAGAUCAUGCAUAACGAUUUGAAGCAUUCCGAGCCUGGAGUUAGAAUAAACGCAAUCCUCCGCUUUCAAGUGAUGUGGAAGCUACGGUACCAAGUGUGGCCGCGUAUGGAGGAAGGCGCGUCUAUGACCUUCAAAGUGCCUCCGCCGGGCAUCGAAUUCACUCUCCCCUCGCCCAAGAUCGGCAUCGAGUCGCUAGCAGUGGUUGAUCCUCCGUGGAGCCCGCAAGUCAAGGAUAAAGAUAUGGAGAUGACCUUGAAUCAAGAACGCCAUCGUUCAUUAGUCACCGCGACGAAAACGCGAAAGAAGCAGCAAACCGAAGCUAUCAAGAGAGCGUUGCAACAGCGAAACGACAAGAAACGCGCGGAGAGAGAAAGCUUCCUCAUCACGACCAUACCUAUCACCAGGCAAGCGGCCAGAGAACCUGCCUUGGACCAUGCGGCCGACGACCAUAUUGAACCGCCAGUAGACGAAGAGCUGGCCGAAGGAGUGAGAGGCUCCCACCACACGCAAGUGGCGUCGGCGCUGUUCCCUUCUGUGCUGUGCUCAGCGGUGGCUGAGAUCGUGUCUUUGCUGGACGACGCGGCUGUCUCGCGCGACGGCUGUUCGGUCUAUGAAGUUGCUUAUCAGGUCAUAUGGGGCUGCCUGGUAGAAGACUCAGCCCUCUUCCUACGUCACGUCUUGGAGCGUUUGACCCGCGACCACCAGGACGAAAUGUUCAAACUCCUACGUCAUCUUAUACGGUUCAUACCGAGACUGCCGCAACAAGCGGCCUUUGCCUUGUAUAACUACAUCAUUGGCUACGUAAUGUUCUACGUCAGGUCUCCUCAUGAAGAUGGACAGAGGUUGAUUGGAGCAGCAUUAUCGAUCUUAUGGAUGGUCGUCCACAGUGUACACGGAAUCAUGUUCAAAGAUUUGAAGCAGAUAUUACGGAAAGAGCAAUGUGAUGCUUCAAUAUUGCUCACAGCGAAUGUGCCUGCUGCUAAGAAAAUCAUCGUGCACGGUCCAUCUGAUAACGAAGGCAGUAUCCCUUCUCAAUUCCCUGUACAAGAAGACACAGUGUUCUCACAAAUCUUAAAAGAAUCGCUUGAUUUCUUUGGCAUCCCUGAACAUCUUCAUCGUGAACAUUUCUUGGUCGAUUUCAAAACGCGUCAAAUACACAACCCGCAAAACUACGUUCGCGAUCAUUAUUUCUUCAAGCGAUCGCAAUACCCUCAACUAGGGUUGGUUCACAUGGAGCCUAACGAGGCUUUCCACAAAUUGCAGCAACAAGAACUGUUGGCGAAGUUUGUUGAGAUUGGGAAAGUGUUGCUUACUUGGGCCAUCCUGAAGAAUGUAGAUAUGGUCGUCCAACGAGUCGUAUUCUUGCACGAUGAACUAAUGAAGCUACCGUCAUUCCCGCGCAAAGCUCUGGAAGCUGAUUUGACUUUAUACAGCCAUGGGCCAUUAGGUUCUACUCUAUUAGGACUAGAUGUUCUACACAAGUUCAUGUGGGUACGUUUGAUAGCGCGUAUGUUCGAAGCGAUGGCGGGUAACUUCACAUCUUCGAGGGACAUUCAUCUGUUCUUGAAUGUCCUCAAUGGCGCACUUAUGUUGCACAGCGAAGACUCCUUGAUACUAAGAUACGUUAUUGCUACUUAUGUGAACGCUGCAUUCAACUUUAAAAGCAUUUUCUCUACUAACGGAUACCUCCUAAUAAUGCCAACUUUGCUGCAAAUUUAUUCGAACUUCCAAACGAAUAAAUUAGUGACUACUACAAUCGAGUACGCCGUGAAACAGUUCUAUCUUCUAAAUAGGAAGCCAUUCAUACUGCAAAUGUUUGGCUCCGUAUCCGCCAUCUUGGAUACGGACGAAGAAUCUACUUACGGUGAUGCAAGCAAGGUCCAAUCCAGCUGCCUCUUCAACCUGCUUCUAAGCUUAGAGACUCCUUCGCCUGAUCCGUUACACAUUGCCGAGCUGAUCAAAGAAGAAAAACCUCUGAAACCCAUCGACUUCUGUUACCGAGACGAAGAGGAAAUGGUCAAUGUACUGGACUGCAUCAGCCUUUGUGUCAUGGUUGUUUCGUAUUCCGCUGAGAGUAUGAGGGGAUAUCAGAUGCUGAUAAUAUUAGAGGCGAUUUUGCCGUGCUACGUGAAACAAAUACAACUGCCGACAUAUAACAGGGAAGGGAAGACUGAAAAGGAGAUCAUACAGCAACUAGCCAUUGCUAUCAAAACUUUAGUCAAUAACUGCGAAGGACUGUCUAAAUCUUACAAUGGUCCAUACAGAACGUCACCAGAACACAAAGGUUCUUCCCAAAGAGCAGUACCUCGCUCUGCGGCGACUAAUAUCAUAUUUGACGAGUCACACUCCAAGUUCGAUAACUCUAAAAUAACUGUGCCUGAAUUUACUGGCACUGAGGAUUCCGAGUUGGUGCGAGCCGAAUACCGCCGUCCUCGUGACGUUCUUUUGUCUCUGGUCGGAGAUUUUAUUGGUCGAGCUACGACAAGGCUAAUAGACCUCAACGGAUCUAAAGGCAGUGGUGGCAGCGAAGGGAAACCGGUGGAACUGUUGGACUCCAAAUCACAUGCUCGUCUAGCAGAAAUCGCCCACUCCCUGCUAAAGGUUUCCCCUUAUGACCCCGAGUCUAUGGGCUGCCGUGGACUAGAACGGUACAUGAGCGAAGUCCUACCAGCUGCUGAUUGGGCAGACGACGCCUUAAGACCGUCUCUGAUCAUGAUCUUGAGACGGCUUGACAAAGUCUUCCUGAAGAUCGCUAAGAAACCAGGCAUUCGGCGGAACACAGACUGGGUCUCAGCGUCGAACUUACUGAAAGGGGUUUACGAAACUAUGAUACGAUGUCCGUACAUAAUGCAUUGGCAGCAAGUGAAGACACUCCUCAAUACUAUCCAGGCACUAAUCGUAUCAGAUAGUAAUAAUACGGGGGAGAAUUUGUCUUCAGCCUCAGCUGCGCUUAUGUCUCAGCCACCACCGGCACACUUUUGUAGCACUGUCGUACGAUUACUCGCUAUACAAGUUGUUAACACAGGGGACAGUUACAGCAUAGAACAAAUGUGUGGCGGCACUGCAAUAUUCCCAUCAGCAGAAAAAACUGAGAAUAUGUUGAUGAACUUACUCAUGCCCCUGUGCUUGCGAAUUGGCAGCGGUAGAAAAGACACGCCUCCCCUCCGUCAAUCGGACGUCAACCAUCUAAUAUCGGUGAUCCUGAACGCGCUAUGCCCGCCGGCGCCGCCCGGCCAGUUGGCGGCCGUCAAUGCGAAACUGAACGCGGCCGAUGCGAGGGCCAACUCGCUAACGUUCACUGGGAGUAGGGACACGAGGAAUACUACUAGGCUGUCCAACCAGCUGUAUAGGAUUGCGUUUUUGUCACUCAAAGUAAUGUGUUCGUGCUUCACAAGCGAGUUAUGUUCCGAGUGGGGCCGUAUAGCGCGAGCGAUGCGCGACUUAGGCCGGCGGAAUGAGGCGGCACACCAUUUAUGGGACUUUUUGGAACACGUCGUCACUUAUAGGACACCGCUGUAUAUUUUGCUGCAGCCUUUCAUAGUGCACAAGCUAUCCCAGCCGCCGAUAGGCGACAACGAGCGCCACAUGCAGUUCGUAGUUCGCGAGCGUGUUCGCGGCCUCAAGCUGCCGGCGGCGCGCGCUCGCGGCACGCUCUUGGCCGAUCUAGCUCGCGAGCUGAAACUUAUGCGCGAAUCUUACGACCAGUUCAAGUACGAUCUAUUUCCCGACCAAAUAGCCGAAAACCUAGGUCAGGGUGCAGGGAAGAGGGCUUCAGAGGUGUUCCCUCGCACGAAUGCACAGGAGAAGCAUCAACAGCACCGGCCCUCGCUUAUAUCUAUGCUGGUGGGCCGCGGCAGUGCUAUGCCAAGGACGCCUGAUCAUCCUUCGGCGCCACUGUCUGCACAGAGAGAGUCCGUAUCGAGCGGUUCCACAACCAGCCAGCACAUGCAACUGUUUGAAGCGAUGACCAGUAGCGGCCGUGCCAGCGACAUCAGCAACAACCAUGGCAGCAGCAACAACUCGCACAUGGGAUCUACAGUCUUUGGAAGCGACACCAAACCUGCCGCCAGCACUCCGUCCUUUGGUAGUACGCAGACCAAACUGAGAUUUGUACCUUCAGUAGAAUUCAAGCUUAAUUCAGGCGAGAACUCAAUGUCGCCCCUAUCGCCUCUCUCACCCCGCGACCCGCGAGAGAGCGAGAGCGACGCCGGCAACCUCGCCGUCCGAAGUGAACCCGACCACGACAGCGAGCCGGGAGACCGCCCGCGGUUACAACGCGCUCAUGGUCCUUCGAAGAAGACCUUUAAGUUUAGACGCAGCCGGAAUACUAAGCCCGACAUGUCACACGCGCGAAUGGAAUCCGACGAGUGCUCAUCACCCGGUCCUGACACCACGCCGCUCCGCCGAGUAUGGUCGCAGCCGCCUCUGCUAGCACCAGCCGCCGCCAACACCGACACCUCGUAUGACAGCGAGAUAUCGCAGACCUCCUCGACUUCCGGAUACAGAGAGAGCUACAGCCUCCAAGCGUCAAUGACGGAGUCCCCGGGCGGGUCGUUGCGGGCCGCGCUCGCGUCCCCGGACGGGGUCCACAGCGCGACGCCCCGCGCAAGCCCCGACGCUUCUCUAAGUUACGAAUCGGGAACAUCAUCGGCCGAACGCACAGCGCUACUCGGCGCAGCCAGCCAAAGGUCUCUUCUGCUGAGCAGCGAUCUACGCGACGAAGACACAUUACUUUAAAAUCUCACUUAUAUUGAGUCCUAUUCUAACAUCACUAGGGACAUCUCAGCUUGACUGAUGCCCGUUUUCACCAUCAAUACCUAAUUUUUAAGUGACCCCUAUGGUAACAAUUAACAGGAAUUUUGUGGUCAUAGGGGUAACUUAAAAAUUAGGGAUUGAUGGUGAAAACGGGCAUGAGACUAGCUACGUAAUCUAGAAAAGUUUACUCAUGAUAACCUCUCGGAAAAGCGAUCGAUUAAUCCAUACGUAGAUUUUACCUACUACUUACAUAAGCAAAGAUUACGCGCCAAGAGUUAAAUGCAAUCACGGCGAUACACCUACAGGAGUAAAAAUGAUGAAUUUUGCAUAGUUUAUAAUUAAACCUAGCAUUUCAAAUGCAUUUAACUCAUGAAAGUGGAUAC